AUGGGGAACCUGGGCCCUUCAGGUGGGGGUGGCAUAUGCAGGAAUGAAAACGAUACUUUUCUGUUCGGUUUCUCGGCGGGCUACGGGGUUGGAUCUAAUAACAUGGCGGAACUCCGUGCGAUUCAUGACGGGAUGUUGCUCUGUUUGGGUAGGGGUCUGGAUAGGGUUAUUGUUGCGUCUGAAUCUAAAUUGUUAAUUAGUAGUCUCACUUAUCACUCCAAAACUCCUUGGAAGUGGAAUCCUUGGCUGUCUAGAAUUAACCAUUUACGCCGGCUGGGAGACUUUUCUUUCGCACACAUCCUCAGAGAAGGAAACGGUGCAGCUGAUGGUUUGUCUCAGGAAGGGAGUCUCCUUCAACAGUAUAUGAUCUAUCUCCACUCCAGAUGCCUUCCUCAACCAAUCUCUUCCUCAAAAGCCCAUUAUCUGCCAAACCCAUUUCCAUCCCUUCUCCAAUCUCUCUCUAACACUCAAACAAGGAGAAAACCACUCAAUCUAAUAGAGAGAAAAAGACCCAAAAGGGGGGGAGUACUGGGAAACUGCUCUGCAAAUGCUCAAAUCGGCAUUGAUGCAUCUGUAGAAGUAGACGAGAAUGUAUUGGUGCCUGAGGAGGAUGAAGAAGGUAAGGGAGGAGAUGUUGUGGAAUAUGAUUGGAGAGAGGAAUGGUAUCCUCUGUAUUUGACAGAACAGGUCCCAGACGACUCCCCUUUGGGCCUGACCGUCUUUGACAAGCAGAUAGUGCUGUAUCGAGAUGGGAAUGGAUUGCUCUGUUGCUAUGAAGAUGGCUGCCCGCAUAGGCUAGCAAAACUCUCGGAAGGUCAGCUGAUUGAUGGGAGAUUGGAAUGUCUAAACCAUGGUUGGCAAUUUGACGAGGAUGGUAAAUGCAUAAAGAUACCUCAGCUUCCCAAGGGAGCAAGAAUUCCACACUCUGCUUGUGUCAGAACCUACGAGGUGAGGGACUCUCAAGGUGUUGUAUGGGUGUGGAUGGCUGACAAGAACAAGGCGGAUGCCAACAAGCUACCCUGGUUUGAGCACUUCGCCAGGCCUGGGUUUCAAGCUGUAUCUUCCAUCCAUGAGCUUCCAUAUGAUCACUCAAUACUCCUCGAGAAUUUAAUGGACCCCGCCCAUGUCCCAAUCUGA
Magnolia sinica is the source of this 1137-nucleotide messenger RNA. RefSeq names its product protein TIC 55, chloroplastic-like. NCBI's taxonomy places the organism in Eukaryota, Viridiplantae, Streptophyta, Magnoliopsida, Magnoliales, Magnoliaceae. The record is from RefSeq and is a predicted model, not a curated record. Gene Ontology annotation, biological process: protein targeting to chloroplast. Gene Ontology annotation, cellular component: chloroplast. The transcript is spliced from 2 exons. Gene Ontology annotation, molecular function: nucleic acid binding; 2 iron, 2 sulfur cluster binding; RNA-DNA hybrid ribonuclease activity. The coding region runs from base 1 to 1137 and encodes 378 amino acids.